AGAAACUUGAUUCGCUUCUCAAUAUUUGGAAAAAAGAUUUGAUUAUCAUCACAGCAAUCAUAGCAAACAAACUUUCCGCAAAAUUGCAUGAAAUCUAUCUUUUAUUUUAGGUUGAUUAAAGUUCAAAAUUAAAAAGAAUUCUUCCAAUAAAUUCGCUCCUAACUGCUAUAGACCUCAAUAGAAAUCUGAAAGGAAAGAUUUGGGUCAUACUACUACAGGUAUCCUUACGUGUAUUCUAUGGAUCAUAUCAGUGCUUUGUUCCCGAAUAUAGCACAAAUGUGGAACCCCCAUGUCCGUUUUGUGCAAGAUUUAAUCAAUAGUGACGUCGUUGUGAUAUUUUCCAAGUCGCAAUGCCCUUACUGUUAUAUGGCAAAAGAUGUGUUCCGUAAACUGAGGCAACCUUACACAGCUAUUGAAUUAGACCAGAGACGCGAUGGAGAGGAAAUUCAAGAAGUUUUAAGGAAAAUGACUGGCGCCAAGUCGUAUGUACAGGUUCCACGCAUCUUCAUCAAUGGGAGAUUCAUUGGCGGUGCAAAUGAUAUCAAAGACUUGUAUGAAACUGGUAAAUUACGUAGGAUAUUGAAUAAAUGAGGUUGUAAUUUUCGUUUAGGUUUAAUUAUUGUAAUAGAUUUGGAAUAUUAAACAUAGAACUCUAGAA
This is a messenger RNA of Hermetia illucens (black soldier fly), 658 nucleotides long. RefSeq names its product glutaredoxin-C4-like. Gene Ontology annotation, biological process: cellular response to oxidative stress. The record is from RefSeq and is a predicted model, not a curated record. Gene Ontology annotation, molecular function: glutathione disulfide oxidoreductase activity. Bases 238 to 591 code for a protein of 117 amino acids. The transcript is spliced from 4 exons. Gene Ontology annotation, cellular component: cytoplasm. NCBI's taxonomy places the organism in Eukaryota, Metazoa, Arthropoda, Insecta, Diptera, Stratiomyidae.